Messenger RNA from Exophiala spinifera, 1167 nucleotides. RefSeq lists its product as uncharacterized. Gene Ontology annotation, cellular component: Pwp2p-containing subcomplex of 90S preribosome; small-subunit processome. Bases 1 to 1167 code for a protein of 388 amino acids. The record is from RefSeq and is a predicted model, not a curated record. The transcript has a single exon. Lineage: Eukaryota; Fungi; Ascomycota; Eurotiomycetes; Chaetothyriales; Herpotrichiellaceae. Gene Ontology annotation, molecular function: snoRNA binding; protein binding. Gene Ontology annotation, biological process: maturation of SSU-rRNA from tricistronic rRNA transcript (SSU-rRNA, 5.8S rRNA, LSU-rRNA).
AUGGCGGCUGCUAGUGACAAGGCUCGGUUUUUCCUUGAGCAAUCUGUACCAGAACUCAAAGAAUAUGAACGCAAGAAUAUCUUUUCCGCAGACGAAAUCACCAGUAUCACUAGAAAACGAUCCGACUUUGAGCAUAAAAUCAACGCCAGGGGUUCCACGCCGUCAGAUUAUGCACGGUACGCCGAGUUCGAGAUCAACGUCGAGGCUUUGAGGCGGAAAAGAGUCAAGAGACUUGGAAUCAAAUCAACAGCUCAUAAUGGGAAGAGACGCAUCUUCUUCGUCUUUGACCGUGGAACUAGGAAGCACCCUGGUGACGUGAGUCUGUGGCUGCAGGCAAUUGAUUUUGCCCGACAACAGAAGGCUUACAAGAAGUUGCAAGAGAUUUUUGCAAAAGUACUGCGCCUGCACCCUCGAAAGUCCGACCUGUGGAUAUACGCGGCGCAGUUUGCUGUGGACGAAAAUGGCGACAUGACCGAGGCUAGAAGUUACAUGCAACGAGGACUUAGAUUUUGCAAGUCGUCAAGAGCCAUGUGGCUAGAAUACGGAAGACUUGAGAUGUCUCACAUCGCCAAAAUACAGGCACGUCGGGAGAUACUGGGCAUCUCGACAGACAGACCGAAACAAGAGCAGACUGUCGAGGAGGACGAGAACGUCAUUAAAUUGCCGAGUUUGACAGCGAGGGAUAUCAACCCGGAUGCUGAAGGAGAUAGUAACGCAGAUACGGCUCUACAUUCCUUCGACUCGACAUCAGCCAUGCAGGGAGCCAUUCCCUUGGCGAUCUUCGACGCCGCUAUGGCUCAGUUCAACGAUCCCUCCUUUGCGCUUGACUUCUUUGAUAUGGUUGUCGAUUAUGAAGGUCUUCCAGCGUGCCGAAAAAUUGCAACACACAUUGAAGAAAAGUUGAAGAUGGACUGGCCACAAGACUGGCACAGUCAAGCAUGUCACAUUAGGCUGCCUCUUGUUUCCCUGGAGCCCAAUAUUCCCGAAUUUCCUGCUGCUUUCAGACAAGCUUUGGCAAAUUUGAGGGAAGUUAGAGCAGAGACGCUCUGUCCAGAACUGGUCGGGUGGGUGAAAGGCUGGCUGCAGAACCUUGCUGCGAUACCUGAUCUGGAUGAAGGAAUCAAAGCUGUGUCCGAAUCUGUUCUGCGAUCACUCGACAGUCCCUAG